This is a messenger RNA of Symbiodinium natans, 2316 nucleotides long. The record is from the annotation of a GenBank genome assembly. NCBI's taxonomy places the organism in Eukaryota, Dinophyceae, Suessiales, Symbiodiniaceae.
AUGGCGUCCGUGGACAAGCCUCCGUCCGACCACAAGGAGGAGCAGCGGGCGCGAGACAAGCGAGAACGAGAUGAGCUCCACGAGCGCAUCAUCGAGCGCGAGCGGCAGAACAAGCGACAUGUCGCCAGCAGCACCACCGGUGCCGAAGCAGCUCAAAGCAAGAAGCAGUUCGAGUUCGCCAAUGAGGAGGAACGCCGAGAUGCCAUUGACCACAUCCGGCUCAUGGCGCGUCGGAAGUACCUGGGUGAGCGAGAGGUGAAGAUCUCCGACCUUAGAGGCCGGCAGGUGGCAGAUGCCGAGUGGCUGCUGAAGGGCGAGAAGCUGUCUGAUUCGGAGCAGCAGUACAUCCAGCUCGAGCGGCAGCUCUACGACGUCACCAAGCAGCGGAUUGAGGAGCGUGGUUUAGAGCGGCAAGACACCUAUAACAUGCCAGACACCUACGACGACGAGGAGAUGAGCAAGUCAGGCCGUGACAAGCGCUUUGCCGUUUUGGAGCAGCGCUACCAGCAGACCUACGACGAGAAGUGGCAGCCAAACGAGGAGCAGCAGCUAGAGGACGCGACUGUGAACAAGGCGGUGGCGAAAUAUGGCGCGCAGAAAGGUCGGAAAGAGAACAAGGAGAAGACGCAGUACGAACUGAUCCUCGAGGAUGCCGUGGAGUUCGGUGAGGCGGAGGUCGUCGGUGGCAACUUCAAGGCUCCCACCAUUGCAGAGGGGCCCAAGGCGGAAGCCUCCAGCGACGAGGACGAGAAGGACAUGAACGUACCCAAGGCCGUCCGCGACGCGCGGGCAGACAAAAUGCUGAAGAAGGAGGCAGACAAGCUGCUGAAGGACCGGAAGUCGCUGCCGGUGUACCUCUACAAGGCCCCUUUGCUGGAGGCCGUGCGCGACUACCAGGUCCUGAUCAUCGUUGGGGAGACGGGCUCGGGGAAGACAACCCAGAUCCCGCAGUACCUCCACGAGGUCGGCUACUCCAAGAUCGGCAAGAUUGGGUGCACGCAGCCCCGGCGAGUGGCCGCGAUGUCGGUCGCCGCGCGCGUGGCGAAAGAAUAUGGCUGCAAGCUGGGCCAUGAAGUGGGCUACAACAUCCGAUUCGAGGACUGCACCACCGAUCGCACCAUCAUUGAGUACAUGACCGACGGAAUGCUCCUUCGGAGUUUCCUGCACGAGCCAGACAUGGCGUCCUACUCCGUGAUGAUGGUUGACGAAGCGCACGAGCGGACGCUGCACACGGACGUGCUCUUCGGCCUCGUCAAGGAUGUGGCCAGGUUUCGACAAGAUCUGAAGCUGAUCAUCUCCUCCGCCACGCUGGACGCUGAGAAGUUCUCCGAGUACUUCGACAAUGCGCCCAUCUUCAAUGUCCCUGGGCGCCGCUACCCGGUCAGCAUCCACUACACGAAGGCGCCGGAAGCGAACUACCUGGACGCUUGCGUCAUCACGGUGCUGCAGAUCCACUUGACCCAGGGGCCCGGUGACGUGCUGGUCUUCUUCACCGGGCAGCAGGAGAUCGAGGAGGCGAUGGACCUUCUGAGCUUCAAGACGCGAGGCAUGGGCACUGCCAUGGGAGAGCUCCUGGUCCUUCCCAUCUACGCCAACCUCCCCACGGAUAUGCAGGCAAAGAUCUUCGAGAAGACGCCCGAUGGCGCGCGGAAGGUUGUGCUGGCCACGAACAUCGCUGAGACGUCCAUCACCAUUGACAACAUUGUCUACGUGAUUGACCCCGGCUUCUGCAAGCAGAACUCCUUCAACCCGCGGACAGGCAUGGAGUCUCUGAUUGUCGUGCCCUGCUCAAAAGCCUCGGCGAACCAGCGAGCAGGGCGGGCGGGGCGAGUCAAGCCAGGCAAGUGCUUCAGGCUCUUCACGAAGUGGUCCUACGAACAUGAGCUGGACGAUGAUAAUGCGCCGGAGAUCCAGCGGUCCAACCUGGGCCACGUAGUGCUGAUGCUCAAGUCCAUUGGCAUCGACGACCUGCUACACUUUGACUUUAUGGACCCCCCGCCGCCAGAGACCCUCAUCAAGGCGCUGGAGCAGCUGUACGCACUCAGCGCCCUCAAUGACCAGGGUGACCUCACGAAGCUUGGCCGACGUAUGGCGGAGUUUCCCAUGGACCCGCAGCAGUCCAAAUCCCUGAUCCAGGCUGACAAGUACAAGUGCGUGGAUGAAGUGGUCACAAUCUGCAGCAUGCUUGGCGUGGAUGGCGCCAUCUUCUACCGGCCGAAGGACAAAGGCAUCCACGCGGACAACGCCCGGAAGAAUUUCCACAAGCCGGGGGGCGACCACAUGACCAUGCUGCACGUGUACAAGCAGCGGCUUUGA